CUGGAGGCUGACGUAAUGGUGAAUAAUUUCUCAUGCACGCGGAAACCAAGUGUUAUUUUUUUGAUAAAUAAAAGAGAAUCAGCGGUUCUCAACAUAUUUGUACAAAGACGACAGAUAAAAUCAAUUAUCAUUAUUUUGAGUACAAAAAUUGCGAAUAAGAGAGCAAGAAAUUUUAUAACUUCAAUGAUAUUAAACAUGGCACCCUCACCCAAAGGCUCACCAAAUGUACGAAGGACAGCGUCCGACAUUCCAGUACCACAAAAUUUUAUACCUGGAGCCACAAAACCUGUAGUAAAAGCCUCUCCGAAAACUGAGAAGAAAUAUAAAACAAACUUAUGUUAUCAAGGCUUACACGUUGCCCUUGAUAAGGACACAUCAAUAAAUCAAAGAGCUUUGUUAUCUGCAGGCUUGAAAGCAAUCACUGUACCAGCACCCACGGGUCAUUCAGAUUGCACGCAUAUUCACGAUAGAGGAUCUUCCCCGCUGCAUUUAUUUCAAGUGUGUAACAGUGAUAAUAAUAACGAAGCACGAGGGAGAAGUGUAACUUGUGAACCCGGUGCAAAUAUUCAAAUCGAUUACUCCAUCCGGAAUGUUUUGCCGGAAAAAAUCAAAAGAAAAGAAUUUAGUAAAUCGAAAAAAUGGAGAAGUCUUGAAACGCUACAUAAUAACAGACUUUAAACGAUAUUUUGCAUAAUAUGUAUAUACAAAGAUCAUAUUGUAAUUAAAUCUUAUUGUAAUUUUAAAUUAUUUAUUGGCGCAUGUUAUUAUGUUUUCUCAAGCGA
This is a messenger RNA of Hydractinia symbiolongicarpus, 782 nucleotides long. RefSeq lists its product as uncharacterized. NCBI's taxonomy places the organism in Eukaryota, Metazoa, Cnidaria, Hydrozoa, Anthoathecata, Hydractiniidae. The transcript has 2 exons. The coding region runs from base 16 to 678 and encodes 220 amino acids. The record is from RefSeq and is a predicted model, not a curated record.